Aureobasidium musti is the source of this 1350-nucleotide messenger RNA. The record is from the annotation of a GenBank genome assembly. NCBI's taxonomy places the organism in Eukaryota, Fungi, Ascomycota, Dothideomycetes, Dothideales, Saccotheciaceae.
AUGAGCCAACCGACGAUAGCGCUUACAUAUGAUGAGCUGGUUAACCGGAUUGUACCUGGGCCCCAGAGCCUAAGCUAUUUUGUGCCUCUGGUGAUACUGCCAAUCGCCUUCUCAAUACCGCCAUGGAUCGCGUCGAAGCAGACGCUAUGCGCUGUUGCCUUGCCUAUAAUCACCGCCUCUCUCGUACACGCUUGGACUAUCAUGGGCGGUAUAGACGUCAUCUCCUUUGACAUGCUGCUUCACAGCUGUCACCUGCUCCUCUUCAACGACCCGCGCCGGCACUUCCGCAGGAUAGUUGCCAAAACAGCCACCGCAGAGAAGACUCGGACACCGGAACUAGGCAGUCGCGACAGCAAGAAUGAGUCAACAACACCGCAAUAUGUCGAACAGGCCUACCCUGCCAACUGGAGCGAGAGGCUGCCUUGGGUUGGAACAUUGCUCAUUUCAAUGCGUUUCGUGGAUUGGAAGAUUGGUUCGCCAUCGCAUGACUCCAAACAGCCAGAUCGAUGUCCAAAUCCACCAAGUCACCUGCGCUUCAUACUCACGGCUUUCUUGCGCACACUGACUGGUUAUGUGGUGCUGGAUCUGACGUCUGCCUGGGCGCAACAUGAUCCAUACUUCAAGACUUUUGGCGUGAGUGUCGAUUCGCCGUUGCCACAACAUGACCUAUUGGUUUCGUUGCCACCCCGUUUGAUCAGAUGCACUAUCAUAGCACUUCAAGUUUGGGCAACUGUUGGUCAGCAGUUUCAACUCCCAUGCACUCUGCCAGUGGCCUUGCACUGGGCGGGUUAUCUUCCAGACGCGUGGAGUCCACACCUCUGGCCAACCUUCUUUGGCAGCUUUAUAGCAAUGUUCACGACUUCAAGUCUCGGUGCAGUGCGCAAUUUCUGGGGUCGCUACUGGCAUCAGACCUUAAGACACUAUUGCUCAGGCCCAGGAGUCUGGCUGGCAGACCUAGUGCGCUUGCCUCGUCGUAGUCAAAGCCGCUAUCUCUUGAUCAGCGCAACUACAUUCUUCUUCUCUGGUAUCGUGCACAUCGGCCUAGUACCUCCAAACCCCAUGUUUGCUCUCAAAUCCGCGAAUCAGCUUCGCAGGCUCAUUCUGACGUUCUUCUGCUUGCAACCAGUAGGAUUUGCAUUUGAGACCGCUGUAUCAGCGGGUUUGCGUCGUAUCGGCAUUCCCAAGCCCAUCUAUACCAUUCUGAACAUUUUGUGGUUUACAGCAUGGUGUUGUUUUGUGUUACCUCUCCUAGGAGAAGCAGGUCGCAAUCUGGGUUACUGGCUCGUCUGGCCUGUGCCAAUUAGUCUCUGGCAAGGCAUCACUGUAGGAAAAUGGCUGACAAAUGGCUGA